CAGUAUUCGAUACAGACACAGCCUCUUCUGCUGAAACAAACAUCUCUUUCCAAUAUCAUGGGGUGAUAACAGAUGCCAUGCACAUGUUUAAAUCAACAUACGGGAGGUACAGUAUUUAAAGGUGAGUGUGUCUGUGUGUCUUUCUCUUUCGGACUGUGUUGAGAAGGAAGAAAAACCUGUGAUAGGUUCUACGUGAAAACCAACCUUGACCUUUAAUAAAGUCUAUAAUUUACCCUAAAGGUUUUGAAUCAACCAGCUCAGAACAAUCUCCUAAAAAUGAUUAAUCAUUUUUUCAUCCUUUUGAUUUACCUUUCUAAAUGCAGCUCAGAUAAUCCAGACAUCAUGACUAAGAAUCAUCUGAAGAUUGUUCAAGCUGGAGACAGUGUUAACUUCACCUGUAUUUUUCCAAAAGAGUCAAGAACCACUGUUGCCUGGGUCAAACAAAGAGCUGGAGAGAAACCCCUUUUAAUCACUUCAUCAUAUCAAGCAUUACCUGUCGUGUUUGAAAAUAACUUUGACAAACAUAAUCGCUUUUUUGUAGAAAAAGAUGACAGCCAUUUUAAUCUCAGCAUCACAAAUGUAAAAGAAUCAGACACUGCAACAUACUAUUGUGUUAAAUAUAUAUAUCAGUUCACAUUUGGGGAGAGCACUGAUCUCAUUGUUAAAGGCAGAUACUUGAACAUGCCGUCUGACCAUGAGAGAGCUGUGCUAGACCCAGUGCAUCCAGAGGACUCUGAAGUGGCGCUGCAGUGCACUGUCCUCACUCGGAGCUGUGCAGGAGAACACAACGUCUACUGGUUCAGACAUGAAUCUGGAGAAUCUCCUCCAGGAAUUAUAUUCACUCAGGAGCGCAGGAACGGUCAAUGUGAGAGGAGCUCUGAUGUGAACUCUACUGCACACAGAUGUAUCUACAGCCUGCCCAAGAGGAACCUCAGUCACUCUGAUGCUGGGAUUUACUACUGCGCUGUGGCCGCAUGUGGACAGAUACAGUUUGGAGAUGCAAGAAAACCUGACAUGCCAGGUUUUCCAACACCUUGGAUAAUUGCCCUGGUUUUAGGAACUUUAAAUUGUUUAUCAGUGAUUGUGAUCAUAUUUCUGGGUACAGAGUUGUACAAGCAGCGAAAAAAAGAUGGGACUCAGAAUAUUCAGGCUGGUCACUUAAUGGAUGAAGACAGAGAUGCUUUGAAUUAUGCUGCUUUGAGCUUUCAACAAAAGUCCAGCACCCCUAGAAGACCCAGAGAAAAAUAUACAAGAUAAUUCAAUGUAUGCACAUGAGAAAUUUAUGCAUUUUACAACAAGAAAUUCAGAUGAUAAAUGCCAUUUGGUGCACUUUGAUGUGGCGCAACAGAUCACUGUGUAAACUCCUCCGUUCAAGCGGCAGCGCGGUGAUCCCUUCCCUUUUUUACUACUAGUUUUAACAUGAAAUAAACAUGAAUGAACAUCUCA
Cyprinus carpio (common carp) is the source of this 1446-nucleotide messenger RNA. RefSeq lists its product as uncharacterized. The record is from RefSeq and is a predicted model, not a curated record. Gene Ontology annotation, biological process: response to bacterium. Lineage: Eukaryota; Metazoa; Chordata; Actinopteri; Cypriniformes; Cyprinidae.